AUGCGGCCGCCGACCAACAGCCGUACCGCAGCGCCCGCUGCAGCGCACCCUAUAAGGCUACAACUUUGCAAAGUCGCUAAGCGCUGCGCCUCAGUCGCUGGAGUUCUUGUGGGCCCCGCCUGUCCACGCAGCAACAGGGGCCCCCAAGGGCAGACUUCGCAUGCUGUUACACAGUUGCCGCCUUCCCCACCCCACAAAAAGCCCAACAGUUGCUGGCGUAGUGCUACACGAUGGGCUUUUUGCGAGCCAUCCACACGAAGCUCGACACCUCUUACCGCAGCGGGGCCCUCCGGGGAGUAUCGUCCUGCUGAAGCAGCUGACGAGAGCAGCAGCAGCAACAACAGCAGCAACGACACUAGUAGCAGCAGCAACGGCAGUAGCAGCAACAGCAGGAGCAACAACACCAGUAACAACAGCAGUAGCAGCAGCAACAACAGCAGGAGCAGCAACAAUACCACACCUAGCACUGCUCCUUCGGAAAGCGAGAGCAGCAGCAGCAGUGACGAUGACUUCGGGCCUAAGCCGAUCCUGGAGGCUCCUGGUGCCUCCAAACGGAAACGCCGGAGGCUGCGGUGCGAGAAGUUGCUGCUUGACCAGCUGCCAAGCGCGAACAAAUACACCAAGAGCUUCAUGCACAGAGAUCAAAUCAUCUUUGUGGUUGCGGGUGAAGGCCAUCGCUUUAUUCUAAGCGGCUCAGUAGAUGGCCAUGUGAAAUUUUGGAUCCAAAAGGAAGAGGGCGUCGAGUUCGUUAAACACUUCAGGGCCCAUGUUGGAGAGCUUCACUGUCUCUGCAUCUCUAGAGAAGACGGUGGCAAUCAUGCGGCGUCUGUAGGGGCCGACAAGACUUUGAGGAUAUUCGACGUUUGCAACUUUGACAUGGCUUGCCUUGUGAGUCUGGACUUUGUUCCUUGGGCAUGCGAAUUCGUUUCCAAGAAAGGAGAUCCGACGCCGCUUGUUGCAAUAUCAGACAAAGACAGUUCCAAAGUAGUGAUCCUGAAGCCGCUGUUGCACGGAAGCAGGGUCAUGGUUUCAUUCACGCUGCAUUCGGCACCUGUCCGGCUUCUUGCCCACGUAGGGCAGUCCGAUAUAUGUUUUUCUGGCGACAAAGAGGGAGGGCUGGAACUAUGGAGCAUUGAAACGGGGCGAAGAGUUACGAAGCAAAGCCACCCAGAGCAUAUAGACUUCGAAUUCAAGACGGAUACUCAUCUCUUUGAUCUACAGAGGAACGGAACUGUGCCCUUGUCGAUUGCCGCGAGUCCGAACAGCAAAUGGCUGGCAGUCUUUGGCUCCGACUAUCAUUUGAGGGUCUUCAGCGUUCGCAAGGCGAGACUCUCCCGCGUAUAUUUGGAAACCUUGCAGUUUUACGAGAUGGCUCAGAAAGAUCCUCAGUGCACUCUGUUGCAUCAGGACGCUUUGGACUUUGAGCAGCGCGCGGCACUGGAGAGAGACCUGAGCCGCUCCCCCCUGCGCUUUCACCAAAGCCUUAUCUUUGACGCCUCCUCCUCUUUUCUCCUCUAUCCAGUGCUUCUGGGGGUCAAGGUUCUCAAUAUCCUCGACAACAGAGUGUGCCGUAUCAUAGGGCGGCAUGAACAGGGCCUGCGGUAUUUGGCGAUCGCGCUGCAGCAGCCAUGCUCUACACGCAGGGUCGCUAAGCCCACAGACGGGAAGACGGAUGCGGUCCUCGUCGCUUCUGCCUUCAAGAAGAAGCGGGUGUACUUCUUCACGCCGGAGGCCCCCUCGGACGAUAUUCUUGACACGCGUGAUGUCUUUAACGAAAAGCCCUCCAAGGAGGAACUUGAAUCGCUCAGUGCCGCCUCCGGCGCGUCCGCCAUUGCACCUGCUCAGCGCUUGGGUGCCACUGCGACUUUGCACACGACCUUUGGAGAUAUCCGCGUUAAACUCUUUGGAAUGGAGUGCCCCAAGACGGUCGAAAACUUCACGGUGCAUGCAAGGAAUGGCUAUUACGAUAACAUGCUCUUCCAUCGCGUCAUCAAAGGCUUUAUGAUUCAGACAGGAGAUCCUAACGGAGACGGCACUGGCGGCGAGUCUAUAUGGGGAGGCGACUUCGAAGACGAGUUGCAUCGGUCUCUAAAGCACGACCGACCCUUUACGCUGUCCAUGGCGAACGCUGGGCCCGACACGAACGGCUCUCAAUUCUUUAUCACCACCGUUCCUUGUCCAUGGCUCGACAUGAAACAUACCGUCUUUGGCAGGGUCACACACGGGGCAGACGUCGUCUUGAAGAUCGAAGGUGUCAAAACGAAUCAGAACGACAAACCUGUGCAAGACGUGAAGCUUCUUACCAUAAAGAUCACCUCGUAG
Messenger RNA from Cyclospora cayetanensis, 2322 nucleotides. RefSeq names its product peptidyl-prolyl cis-trans isomerase CYP71. Gene Ontology annotation, biological process: protein peptidyl-prolyl isomerization. The record is from RefSeq and is a predicted model, not a curated record. Gene Ontology annotation, molecular function: protein binding; peptidyl-prolyl cis-trans isomerase activity. The transcript is spliced from 17 exons. NCBI's taxonomy places the organism in Eukaryota, Apicomplexa, Conoidasida, Eucoccidiorida, Eimeriidae. The coding region runs from base 1 to 2322 and encodes 773 amino acids.